UAAUACCAAAUCCCCUCCCUCGACUUCUACAACCAUUAGAGUACUUAUUUCAAUCAACACCCAAAGAAUCAAAGUCUUAAGUUUUCGAGUUCUUCAAGAAGAAAAACAAACAUUUCCUUUCAUUUGUCAAACAUGGCACCUCAUGGCGAGGCUAUUUCAAGGAGCAACAAUUUUUCCAAGCCACCAAGGCUUUCAUCCACUGGCCUCCAAAGAACAAUCUCAGACAUUUCAAUGGAAUUGGGGAAGGAGUUGGCGACAGCAUCCGAUACCAAGCAAGGGGCACUUCCACCGAUAUCUGAGAUCGAGGAUGCACGAUGCGAGUGUUGUGGAAUGUGCGAGGAGUACACACAAGAGUACAUCGAUCGGAUGCGAGACAAGUUCCUUGGGAAGUGGAUAUGCGGGCUCUGCGCUGAGGCUGUGGAAGGCGAAGUGGAGAAGCACGGAGGGAGCAAAGAGGAGGCGUUGAACGCGCACAUGAGCGCCUGCGUAAGGUUUAACAAACUGGGGAGAGCUUAUCCAGUGUUGUUUCAGGCUGAGGCAAUGAGAGAGAUGUUGAAGAAGAGUAGGAUGGAUGGGAGAGAUGGUAUUAGAGCCAAGUCUUUGAGUCCUAGAGACAAAGCUGCAGUUCAAAAGAAAGGUGGGAUUGCUAGGAGUUCAAGUUGCAUUCCAGCCAUCAUAAGAUCAGAGGAUCUUAACAAUCUCAAACUGCAAAACUAAUUCAUAUUUGCUUCAGAUCUAAUUUCAGCAACAUUAGCUGCCCUUUAUUCCCUCUAUUACUUCUAUUCCUAUACCCCAUCUUAACCUCGACUAAAAUUUUAGUUUACUUCCCUUGCUGUCUUUCAAAUCUUCUUCAACACCUAGUUUCAUCACCUGGCUUGAAAGGUCAUUUUUUUUCUAGGUGGGUUUCUUCUAUUUUUGCUUCCCUUUCAUGGGUUUUAUUUUUUUUUUUCUGCAGUAAAAGACCUUAAAUUUGGUAUUUGAUUUGAUAUGCAUUAACAAGUAGUUGUUGGAUAUGAAGAUAUGGCUACUAGAAGAAACUCUUGAUAUUCAGCUACAGGCCAUUUUCAUUUCUAACCUAUUAACAGCAUGUAUCUAUACGAAGCUUGUUCGAAUAAAAUAUGUUAUUAGUAUUCAUGAA
Molecule: messenger RNA, 1138 nt
Organism: Cucumis melo (muskmelon)
Lineage: Eukaryota; Viridiplantae; Streptophyta; Magnoliopsida; Cucurbitales; Cucurbitaceae
Exons: 1
Coding region: 133-717 (194 amino acids)
Source: RefSeq, a predicted model, not a curated record